Messenger RNA from Tachysurus vachellii, 2556 nucleotides. RefSeq names its product shisa like 1a (gene shisal1a). The record is from RefSeq and is a predicted model, not a curated record. NCBI's taxonomy places the organism in Eukaryota, Metazoa, Chordata, Actinopteri, Siluriformes, Bagridae. The coding region runs from base 463 to 1053 and encodes 196 amino acids. The transcript is spliced from 5 exons.
CUCUCUCACUCUCUGUCUCUCUCACUUUAUCUUCUCAGUUAUUCUCUCAGGAUCAGUCCAUACCUCUCUCUGGGUUGCCAGAGUGGGUGCAGGAUUGAGUGCAGAGGAAGUGUGCAGCUCUCCUCCUCCUCUCUCUCCACUUGUUUACUCUGUAUGUCCCACACACUCCUAACUGGUUUGUACUUCACAGCUGCGGCAGGAGUAGAAUGUGUGUGUGUGCGCGUGGAGCAGUGGACUGUCUUUAUCAGGGCUGUGUGAAGAACACAUUCAAUAUGCUGCACGAGGCUGCAAACUGAUUCUUCCUGAGAAAAAAAAAAAACAAAACAAGAGGAAUACAGGCUCCAGCAUUAUUCAGUUAUGGUCUGCAGCAUGACGAGUGUAAGCAGAUGAAAGAAAGCAAUGUGUGUGUGUUAGGUCACACUUCCCUCUCUCUCCUGCGCCCUUCUUCAUGAGGACAGAGUGAUGACCAUGCGAGGCCACUGGUCCUCCAACACACUGGCUGUCAUCUUCCUCCUGCUCUCCACUGCAGCUCUUUCGGCACACUUCAGAGUUUGCGAACCCUACUCUGACCACAAAGGGCGCUAUCACUUCGGCUUUCACUGCCCUCGACUCUCUGACAACAAGACCUACAUGUUCUGCUGUCACCACAACAACACCGCCUUCAAGUACUGCUGCAACGAAACCGAGUUCCAGGGCAUCAUGCAGUCCAACCUCACCAACACCUCUGAUGGUUUCACACACAAUAAUUACACAGCUCUCGUUGGUGUGUGGAUUUAUGGUUUCUUUGUCAUGGUUCUGCUGGCAUUGGACUUCUUAUACUAUUCAGCCAUGAACUAUGAGGUGUGUCGUGUCUAUCUGGAGAAGUGGGGACUGGGCGGUCGAUGGUUGAAACAGGCCAGGAGCCAGUGGCACAGUGCCACCAUGGUGCAGGAGGGAGAGCCGAGCACAGGGACGAGUCUGAGCCACGGCCCUCACCAACAUCAUCACAGACAGAGUUUAAGAGGAGAGGUGGAGAGUCCUGCCCUCCUGACCAUCCAGACCUCCACAGCAUGAUACUUGAAGCUUGACUCAUUAGGAUGUACUGUGCAGGAGAAGCCAAGAAGAAACAGUCACAGAAAGCUCACUGACUUUUCACAGAGUAACUCUGCAGGUUUAUCUCCCUUUUUGAGAUGUGGAUUUUUUUUCCUCCACUGUGAUGUUCAGCGAGGAAACUUACUUAACACGGUCGUCUGAUCAUCCGAUCCAUAUCUGCGCAACAGGAUGAGCACUUUCUCUGACCUUUCAACUAAGGCAAAGUAUCCUAUUGUAAACAGUAAAGGGAAAAGUGUGUACUCUUAUACCCUACUCUUAUACUCACAGCACAAGGUGAGACAGACUUCAGUUUCUGAGACUGCCGCAAACUCAAACACAAGGCAAACUGUAGAUGAAUGUUCUAUUGUACUUCUCAGCAGGAAAAGCAGAGGAUCUUUUAUUCAUUCAGUGAUUGUACCGGUCCUGUAGUGCUUUUUCAAGGAAUUUAGCUGGAUAUAUGAUAUUAAAGACUUAACCAGACAAAACCAAAAAAAAAAAGCACAUUUCAUCUGAGAUAAACCUUUUUUGCCUCCUAUUAGAAGACAACCAAAAUACUAAAUACAUGGUAUUGAAAAUAUUGUUUGAAAAUAUUGUGUAUAUGAUCAGUAUUCACCAUCGCAUUAAAAUCACUGGUUGAAAGUGAUGUGUGUACUCUUGCAAUACAGUGAAGUACUUAACUACUGAAGUUGACAAUGUCAGAUUAAGCAAUAUGUCAUGCUAGAAAGUCCUGAAGAUGUACGAUGAUGUGUGAUUGUUCCAAAUGAAUUACUUGAUUACAUGGAAAUACUGCCUCAUAGAGCUUCUUUUUCUUUAGGGUGGCCUCCUGGUGCAUUUACAUUGUCGCCAAAUGAUCUGAUGUCGAGCUCUGCAGAGUAAAUCUAUAGUAUCUGCUUCUGUGCGUUAUUUUAUUUAUUUUUUUUUUUUUUUCAGAAUGAAGAAUACAGUAAGAAAUGCUGAUACAGUUAUUAUUAAUAUCACUUCCUUCUCACUGAUUUCAGCUAUUCUAAAAUGAACUGUGGACAUGACAUGAACCCUUUCGUUGGCAGCAAUGUGAAUGCACCAUUGGUAGAAAUCCUGCCGGUAGCUUUAUUUCCCGUGUGGAAAACGUGCACUGACUUGAGGUGAGUUGAUAGGAAUAGUCAAAGCGAGUAGUUAGUUAACCUGCAAUAAAGCACAGUAUUGUGUUGCAUUACAUUAUAAUAGAAAGAAACCUUUCUGUGAUAUCGUUAUCAGUGUUUUAGAUGAAUCUAUUCUCUUCUCCUAGCAGGCAGAGACAUAAUCUGUGGUACAGUAAUGGGUACUGGUGAUGGUGAUAAAUUGCCUUACAGUAAAACUAUUGUACACCCAGCACCAGUCGCAUUGUAGUGGCACGUGUCCUUCACUUCAGGUGUAGCGUGGCAGUGCACCUGUUCUUGAUGUGGGUUUUAACGAAUGUAUAGUGUUUGGAUUCGUUUUUUUGUUGUAAUUGCACUUGUUAACUUUUUA